GCCACGUCACCGCGGCUCCGCCAACUUUUCACUGAGCUUUGCAGCCGCAGCGGAAUUUACGCAGAUUGGAAAUCAUCGAUUUUACACGUGUUGACGUCGCCAACCAAGCGAGACGAUUUGGCGACGCAUUUUACGUCUCACAGCUUUGGAAGAAAAGAAAAAAAACCCGCAGUUUUAGCCAGUUUCUCUUUUAUUUAUUUGCCUCGCCGUUUCCGGCGGAGUUUCUGCACUUUACAGUUGUAGUCACAGUUUUACAGGGUGUUUUUUUUAAAAUUAUUAUUAUUAACGCGUAAGCGCAGCUUUUGUAGGUCAGAAUGAACAUCUUUCGCCUGGCGGGCGAUGUGUCACAUCUGGUGGCGAUCAUCAUUUUGUUUGCGAAGAUAUGGAAGUCGAAAUGCUGUGCUGGAAUUUCAGGGAAGUCUCAGGUGCUGUUUGCACUGGUCUUCACCACCAGGUACCUGGACCUGUUCACGUUCUUUAUCUCGGCCUACAACACAGUCAUGAAAAUGGUGUUCCUGUCCCUGUCUUAUGCCACUGUGUACCUGAUCUAUAUGCGCUUUAAGAAUACCUAUGAUUCAGAAAAUGACUCAUUCCGUGUGGAGUUCCUGCUGGUGCCUGUUGUUGGUCUGUCCUUCCUGGAAAACUACGCUUUCACUCCACUGGAGAUCCUAUGGACCUUCUCCAUCUUCCUGGAGGCAGUGGCCAUAAUGCCCCAGCUCUUCAUGAUCACCAAGACGGGCGAGGCAGAGUCCAUCACCACCCACUACCUGUUCUUCCUCGGUCUCUACCGAGCUCUCUACCUGGCCAACUGGGUGUGGCGUUACCACACCGAGGGCUUCUUUGACCAGAUUGCUGUGGUGUCCGGUGUGGUGCAGACCAUCUUCUACUGUGACUUCUUCUACCUUUACUUCACAAGGGUGCUUCGAGGAAAUGGUAAGAUGGGCCUGCCCAUGCCUGUUUAAAGAGUCCUUUCAAACAGCUACUACUCUGGACCGUCUGCAGUUCAGCCGUCGAACAGCUAUCUUGCUCCUCAACUGUAUUUUGCAACGGGACUAACGGUCUGUGACAGUAAUGAGUAGACCAAAUCGAGGGUACCUCCGGAGGAUGAAUUCCUGAUGGCAUGUGUGUUGGUGUGAUUUAUGUGUGUAUCAAUGUGUUUGUGUAAGCCUGCAGGUGUGUGCGCUCACAGACACACCAACGUGCUUGCAUGCGUGCAUACUUUGGCUGUUGCAGUCAAGAACUUGCCAUGUGUGUUUUUGGGGUUGUCUCUUUCUGUAGGUUUCAUAUUCGACACAUUAGGGUUUCGACAUUAGAAUUUUGUGCUUGUUGUGUAACUUGUAUUCAUAUGAUUCUUUGAUACUGUGGGAAUUGUGCAUUCGUUCUUUCUGUACUUUUCCUUAAAGUUGCUGAGGUAGACUGUCCUCCUAGAGACAACCAGAUGCGGUUUGUGUCUUUUUUUUUCAACAUUUUUACUUUGUUGGAUCCACAAACUGUGAGUAUGGUUGGUUGAAGGAUAUUGUACACACUCAGGUAGUCACAAGUGUUUAGUAAGUUUUCCUGUAAGUAACCCAAGUUGCAGAGAUCCUUGUGAUAUAAUGAUUCCUACAUUAAGGCUAUGGGGGGGGGGUGCCCAGAGUUACAGAUUUAAAUCUCUAACCCUGGGCACUCGGAUUAGUGUUCUGAUCAGCAUGCACACAGAUUUGACAAAAAAAAAAAAUGUCCAAAGACUUUCCAUGUUCUGUUAUCCAUAUGUGGAAACUGUCCAAGAAGAAGCCUGUGAACGAUGGUGGGCCGCAGUUUUUGGUUAAAGAAACACUUGUAUAAUAUAAGUGUAAAUUUGUAGCUCGAAUCUUUUUCCAAGAAAUGUUUGUCUUCUUUGUCUCUGUAAUGUCACAGACUCUACACGAAUUGUAUUCUAUUGCAAAUUUUCCUCUUUUAAUACCAAGAAUGUUUUUUGUAUUUGAUCCCUCUUUAUUUUUAUUUUUAUGAGAUUAGAAAGGGCUAAAUAUUUGGUCAGUUCCCAAAUGAAACCAAAGAUGCAACGGAUGAAUGCUAAAGAGUUGUGGUAAAGCAAAUGUUCAAGCUAGUUGAUGCUAUCCACUUUAUAUGACAGUCUAAAUCUUUUAAUGGGCCAAAAGGUGAGGAAAUAUAAUAAUGUAAUGUGAUUUGUGAUAAAGUAACAUAUUUUUCAUAUACAUGGACAAUGAUGGUACAUUUAUGUUGUGCAGCAACUUACUGACAUGAACUUUGCCAUUAUAAGGGAGUUGUGUCUAUACAA
Molecule: messenger RNA, 2278 nt
Organism: Lampris incognitus (smalleye Pacific opah)
Lineage: Eukaryota; Metazoa; Chordata; Actinopteri; Lampriformes; Lampridae
Gene: kdelr3
Product: KDEL endoplasmic reticulum protein retention receptor 3
Exons: 5
Coding region: 315-962 (215 amino acids)
Biological process (GO): protein retention in ER lumen; endoplasmic reticulum to Golgi vesicle-mediated transport
Cellular component (GO): cis-Golgi network; endoplasmic reticulum; membrane
Molecular function (GO): ER lumen protein retrieval receptor activity
Source: RefSeq, a predicted model, not a curated record